Sinocyclocheilus rhinocerous is the source of this 521-nucleotide messenger RNA. RefSeq names its product choline transporter-like protein 2. Gene Ontology annotation, molecular function: transmembrane transporter activity. The record is from RefSeq and is a predicted model, not a curated record. Gene Ontology annotation, biological process: transmembrane transport. The transcript is spliced from 6 exons. Gene Ontology annotation, cellular component: membrane. The annotation marks the transcript as partial. Lineage: Eukaryota; Metazoa; Chordata; Actinopteri; Cypriniformes; Cyprinidae.
CUUGCCAUCGUUCAGGUCAUCAGGGUCAUAUUGGAGUAUGUGGAUCAGAAGCUGAAAGGUGCCCAGAAUAAAUGUGCAAAAUUCCUACUCAGCUGCCUAAAGUGCUGCUUCUGGUGUCUGGAGAAAUUCAUCAAGUUUCUGAACAGAAACGCCUAUAUUAUGGUGGCGAUAUAUGGUAAAAAUUUCUGUACAUCUGCCAAGGAUGCAUUCUUUCUUCUGAUGAGGAACAUUAUACGUGUGGCUGUUCUUGACAAAGUGACAGACUUCCUCUUAUUUUUGGGCAAACUCCUCAUCGUUGGAAUUGUGGGAAUUUGUUCUUUCUUCUUUUUCACGGGCAAGAUUAAAAUAGUGGAGGACGCUGCUCCAUCCCUUAAUUAUUACUGGGUGCCUAUACUGACUGUGGUGUUUGGCGCCUAUCUAAUUGCUCAUGGCUUUUUUAGUGUAUACGCCAUGUGUGUGGACACACUCUUCCUCUGUUUCUGUAAGUGUGUAGCAGCUUUAUUUAUUUCACGAGAUAAUAC